Messenger RNA from Erigeron canadensis, 1540 nucleotides. Its product is annotated as transcription factor ABORTED MICROSPORES-like. The coding region runs from base 81 to 1253 and encodes 390 amino acids. Gene Ontology annotation, molecular function: protein dimerization activity; DNA-binding transcription factor activity; sequence-specific DNA binding. Gene Ontology annotation, cellular component: nucleus. Gene Ontology annotation, biological process: regulation of DNA-templated transcription. The transcript is spliced from 9 exons. NCBI's taxonomy places the organism in Eukaryota, Viridiplantae, Streptophyta, Magnoliopsida, Asterales, Asteraceae. The record is from RefSeq and is a predicted model, not a curated record.
UUUGAUUCAUAAAAAUAACUAUACAUUAAAUACUUUACUUGUCAUAUCUAGUACGAGUAUUAUUUCACACACUGAUAAUCAUGGUUUUGUUAAACAACACAUUAGAAUUACUAAGACCUCUCGUAGAAACCAAAGCUUGGAAUUACUGCAUUGUUUGGAAGUUUACUGAUAACCCUUCAAGGUAUAUUGAGAUGGUUGGAUGUUGUUGCAUUGGAAGUGUUUGUGAAAAUGUCAAAGUGGAAAUGGAACUAUAUAAUACUUUCAUUUGCAAAGAUACUUACAUUCAACAUUCUAUAAGGACAACUGCUUGUGAAAAACUUGCUCUUAUGCCUUUUUCUUUGCCGUUUUAUGAUGGGAUUCAUGGUGAAGUUGCUAUGUCUAAACAACCUUUUUGGCUAAGUAAUGAUAUAAGUGGCACUCAACUUAUAAUGCCUGUUGAUGGUGGUCUAAUUGAGCUCUUUAGAUCAAAACAUGUUCCUGCUGAUCAAAGGAUGAUAGAAACCUUUAUUGGAUGCCUGGGUGACAUUGUGGAUCAUGGUUUCUAUAAAGAAGACCUGAAAACGAAUCUGAAUUCUCAUCCUUACCAUGAUAGUGCUACCACACAAGAGCCCGUUAACCCGGUUCCACUAUCAGUUAUAUAUCCUGAAAUCCAAGGGUCCCCAUCAGGUUCAAAUCAUCCUCAUUCUGUGGACUUCUCUCAUGGGCUAAGUGAUAGCAAGAUUGGUGGGUUAGGUGAUGGAACAGAAGUUAUGAUGGUGAAACGCAAGAAAGUGAAAGAAAAACCCAGGUCAAACAAUCUUAUUGCUGAAAGAAAGAGAAGGAAACGAAUCAAUGAUGCUCUUUAUGCUCUACGUGCUUUAGUCCCCAAAAUUUCAAAGAUGGAUAAAGCUUCAAUACUUGUAGAUGCAUUUGAAUACAUCAGAGACUUGCAGAAGAAUGUGGAGGAACUUCAAGAUGAGCUUAAGGAACUGGAAGAACAAGCUGACAAGGUGAAUGAUGAUGAAAUGGAGGUGGAAGUCGAAGUCCACAAAAUUGGUGCUCAGGAGCUCUUGCUUAAACUGAUUUGCAGCCACAGGCCCAGUAGGUUUCUAAAGAUCAUGGAGACUCUUGAUUCCUUGGGACUGCAAGUAAUUGAUGCCAAUAUAACCACUUGCAAUGAUCGUAUGUUGAACAUUCUAAAUGUUGAGGUUAAAGGGAAGGGGGUGGUGGCCAACAGUUUAAAAGACUCGUUGCUUACCUGUUGGCGUCUUUGAAACUUGAUCAAAGCUAGAUAAGAGGCUCUUGAUCCUGUAGUUUAUACUUACGGUCACUUGUGGAUGUUGGUGUAGUGUCUAAGCCAAGAUUUUGGGAUACUUGGUUUUUUGAAGUAUUAGAACCAAGAACAUCAACACUACAAUUAUAGUGGUAAAAUAGAAUUACUAUGUAGUGUAUUAACAUGGCACGAGUAAUUAGGAUUGCAUGAAAUUUUAUUCAGGCGAAUCUUACCCUGAUAACCAGGUGAAUAUAUAAGACCCUCCCAUUUACGGAAGUGUUUCACUAA